This is a messenger RNA of Saccostrea echinata, 865 nucleotides long. RefSeq lists its product as uncharacterized. The record is from RefSeq and is a predicted model, not a curated record. Bases 21 to 533 code for a protein of 170 amino acids. The transcript is spliced from 2 exons. NCBI's taxonomy places the organism in Eukaryota, Metazoa, Mollusca, Bivalvia, Ostreida, Ostreidae.
UGGUAUACUAUAAAUACAGAAUGAAAUGUACAGUUCCUCAGUUAGAAACUGACUUCCUUACUGAGUACAUAUUUCCUUUGAAAACAGACAGAGACAAAAUAGAAAUGGCAACUGAGCGAAUUAACUUUGCCUUGGCUUCUCUCCGAAAUGAAUUGAGAGAACUUAGAUGCCAGGAUGUGAUAAUCAUGAGGCAGCUGCUAGGCAUAAACAACACUCUAAACGAAAUGACUAAAACUCAAAGGAAACAAAGCCUAAACAGAAAAUCUCACACAACUUUUGCAGAGAAAUCCAGAAAUAAUUCUGUUUUAUCAGAUUCCAACAACAGUCUCAGUUCUGCUAUUUCUGAAGACGAGAGCUAUGCUUCUACAACCUCCCGCCCACUGCCGACCGUUGCAAUGACUCUUCCUGGAAACGAGGCUGAACUUUCUGGGAGUCAAUACCAUGGAAUCCUGAUGACGAACGUCAAACUGUGGAAACUCUCUCAGAAUGACGAUUCUUCCUCUGAUUUCUCUGAUCAGGAGGAGGAUGUAUGAAGAUCCAAAAAACAUUCCAAAUGUUCAUUCGCGACCCCUUGGGGGUCAUACUGGUUCUCAGUGCCAAUCGUAGAGAACCGAAUCUAGCCAAGAGAUGGAAGCUUUCUGAAAUAGUGUAGGUGAUUAUAAGCUGCGAAAAGACAAUAUGAGAAGAAGGAAAGAUCUACAGAGAAAAGCAGUUAACUACAUGUAGAUUUUAUAGCAGUUAACAUUAGUGAUAUCUUCUCUCGUUAGGGAAGCAUGGAAGAUGCUCUGAAGAAUUCAGGAAUAUAAAGACCCAGCAGACUGCCAAAAAUUGAGCUGACUUUGUUUAAAAUAACGCAUUUCCUUGU